This is a messenger RNA of Antrostomus carolinensis (chuck-will's-widow), 906 nucleotides long. RefSeq names its product alpha-1-acid glycoprotein 8-like. The record is from RefSeq and is a predicted model, not a curated record. Lineage: Eukaryota; Metazoa; Chordata; Aves; Caprimulgiformes; Caprimulgidae. The coding region runs from base 1 to 906 and encodes 301 amino acids. The transcript is spliced from 6 exons.
AUGGGUGCUCACCACCGGCAGCCACGGUCGAGGCCAGGGCAAGCGCUGAGCUCAGUGCCGGACACGCGGCUCUUGCCUUGGCCACGUCCCCAAAAGGCGCUGGUUGCGUCACCGGGGCAGAGCCACCAGCCCCUGGCACGUCCCGUCCCCCCUCGCAGCUGCAAAAGCAAACGGCCGAGCGAGCGUGUCCGUCCGUCUGUCCGGGGCUGCGUUCGGGCUGCGGUCGGGGUCGCCGCCAUCCUCAACCUCAUGGCACUGCUGCCCGUGGUCACCUUCCCCUGCAGAGCCCCCCGCCCACAGCACCCCGACAACACCACGGACAACACCACGGCAUCGAAGCUGCUGGGGACGUGGCUGUACGUGGCUGGGGCUGCCCAGUUCCCCCAGCACCUCCUGGAGCUGCUGCUCAUCGACCACGGCCACCUCGACGUGGAGCCCCGUGCCAGGGAGCGGGAGCUGCUCAUCACCCAGCGCGUGGCCGUGGGGGACCAAUGUCUCACCAACAACUCCACCUACUUUGAAAUCAGGGCUGGGAACACCACGCUGGUGAAGCACGCCAAGACCCAGCAAACUGUGGGGACACUGAUGAACCUCAGCUCUGAAGACCUUUUACUCAUCCAGUACCAACUGCAAAGAGAAAGGACGUAUUUGGGACUGUAUCUCUAUGCCCGAAACCUGAGUGUGAGCACAGCUCACCGGGAAGAGUUUGAGCACCAAGCCAAGCGCCUGGGGCUGAGCCAAGAGGAGAUCGUGUACGCGCCGUGGAAAACGGAGCUGUGUCAAACCAAAGAAGAUGACAAACGAAACAGCCCGUGCACGGAGCCCGCGGCUGCGGUCACAGCGUCACCUCCUCCAGGGACACAGCAGCCUGGAAGGGCGGGUAACGAACACCACCCGAGGCAAUAA